Molecule: messenger RNA, 3475 nt
Organism: Betta splendens (Siamese fighting fish)
Lineage: Eukaryota; Metazoa; Chordata; Actinopteri; Anabantiformes; Osphronemidae
Gene: hoxd3a
Product: homeobox D3a
Exons: 3
Coding region: 1300-2496 (398 amino acids)
Biological process (GO): regulation of transcription by RNA polymerase II
Cellular component (GO): nucleus
Molecular function (GO): DNA-binding transcription factor activity, RNA polymerase II-specific; RNA polymerase II cis-regulatory region sequence-specific DNA binding
Source: RefSeq, a predicted model, not a curated record
UGGGUUUUUACAGGACAGUUGCUGAAUUUCUAUUGAUGCUGACUAAAACCGCAUUCUAGCUUCUUUUUUUUUUGGUAAAAGAUUUAUGUAGCAUUUUGUAAACCACCCACAGGGCGAACAGUAAACACACACUGUGCAUUUUAUCACAACAGCAGCCAGCGGACGCCCAGCAUUUAGUUUGAUUAGAAACUAUUAUUAGUUGCCAUUGUGCUUUGGCUGCAACAAAUAUUUUCCCACAAUACAAACCCGGCUCCUAAAGCUGUUUAACUUGAAAUAUUAGCAGAAUCUGAAGCGAUAACCAGGACAAACGACUAGCUGAGAUAAUAACACUCCACACUGAGUCUGACCCAUUGUGUGAAGCAAACUUACCGUAACAGCGCGUAGGCGAAAAACACUGUUGUCUGAAAAGAGGACCAUGUCUGCUACGAGCAGCUCAGUGUGCUCAAAGGCACUUGAGGCACAGAUUAUCGACCAGUGUUAACAAAUAUUCCACAUCCAGGGAUCCUUAAAUAUCCGUCAUAUUUUUAAAGGUGUUCUGCGAAGAGACGCGCAGCAGAAAUAUGCGGCUCUGCCACUCGACGUGAAAAACGAUUCAAGGAAAUUCUUUCAGGAUGAAAAUCUACUUUCUCGCCAUCGCUCCGAGCAUCUGCUCGUCUGUUUCAGCCACCGCUAAAAAACAAAGCUGCUUUGAAUUUAGUCGAGACUUGGUUCUACUUGAAGCCAAAGUCCUCGUUGUUCAUUAAACUUUGACUUAAUGCUGAAUGACCCAAAGGUCACCUGAAACAGCUUAUGGCUGCGAAAUAUUUGGCCUGGCUUUGUAUAAAAGUGCACAUGUAAGACUUUUUUUUCUCUCAUGCAAAAGAAAGUAAAACUUUAAGAAGUCCACAGUCAAAAUUCUUAAUAUUCGAAAUUAACCCAAUAAAACAAAUUAAUUUUCAUGAAAUUAAUAAACGCUAUAAUAGUUUUUAAUUGAACAUUUCUCAGUUAAAUUGCUCUUAUUAUGAUUAUUUUUGUAUUACCGGGCAUUGUGUAUAUCCAUAUUAUAAUACUACCCAUUUGAGAAACAUGUUAGGACCUUAAAAUAGAAUGUAUGCAGUAGGAAGGCAUUUUAUGUAACUUUAUUUAUUUCUCUUCCAGGUCGCGGUGAGAGCAGUGAUGAAUGCGUGAGGGACAUAAAACAGAUCUGCGCAGAUUUCGGUCACAGACUGGAGCAACGGUGGGAGACACCAAUCACGUGAACAAACACCACUCAUGCUAUUGGAUAAAGUUCCAUUGGUUUAUUGGCUUUGAAUCCACAAAAUGCAGAAGGCAACAUAUUACGAUAACUCUGGACUUUUUGGAGGCUACACCUAUCCCAAACCAGACUCUUAUACCUAUGGCCCCGCACACCAGACCUACCCGGCGUCUAACCUCGAGAAUGACUACCAGGGCUCAGUGUGUCCGAUCCAGACCUCUGCUGUCCGGCCGCCAAGCCUCAAAGACAGCGAUCUGAACGGAGACUGCAUGCGGCAGAGCAGCAAUCAAAGUAACGGCAGCAAUCAAGCCACAACUAUUGGGGAGCAGCAGGUACCCCCACUGUCCGCAUCCUCUCCCAACUCCAACAGCUCUGCGUCCCAGAAGAAGAAGUCCCCGUCCAGCAGCGCUUCCAGUACCGGCACACCAGCUCUCACAAAGCAGAUAUUCCCCUGGAUGAAGGAGACCCGGCAGAACUCAAAGCAGAAGAGCAACAGCUGCCCCGCUGCAGGUGGUGAGGUGAGUGAUGAGAAGAGUCCACCGGGCCCAGCCUCCAAACGGGUCAGAACUGCCUACACCAGCGCGCAACUUGUGGAGCUGGAGAAGGAGUUUCACUUUAACCGCUACCUUUGUCGCCCGCGGAGGGUGGAAAUGGCAAAUCUGUUGAAUCUCACCGAGCGCCAAAUAAAGAUCUGGUUUCAGAACAGGAGGAUGAAAUACAAAAAGGACCAGAAGUCCAAAGGGCUCGCGCACUCUCCCCUGGGACACUCCCCAGACAGGAGCCCGCCGCUGAGUGGCCCGAAUCACAUUGGAUACUCCGGCCAGCUCCAAAACGUGAACAGCCUCAGCUAUGACGCGCCCUCGCCCCCAUCCUUCGCCAAACCCCAGCAAAACAUGUACGGCCUGGCCGCGUACACGGCGCCUUUGGGCGGCUGCAUCCCGCAGCAGAAGAGGUACCCAGGCUCCGAGUACGAACACCACGGCAUGCAGAGCAACGGCAGCUUCGCCAACGCCAAUUUGCAAGGCAGUCCCGUUUAUGUGGGUGGGAAUUUUGUUGAUUCCAUGCCAGCCUCGGGCCCCAUGUUCAACCUCGGCCAUCUUCCCCACCCUUCAUCCACCAGCGUGGACUACAGCUGUGCCGCUCAGAUCCCAGGAAACCACCAUCAUGGACCCUGUGAUCCCCAUCCCACAUACACAGACCUCACUUCUCACCAAGCGUCUCAGGGAAGGAUUCAGGAAGCGCCUAAACUCACACAUUUGUAAUAUGUGGUUUCUGUGCGUGCGUGCGUGCGUGCGUGUGCGCGCGCGCGCGUUUGUGUGUGUGUGUGUGUGCGCGCGCGCGUGUGUGUGAAUGUAUGUGUGCCAAAAUUAUGUUGCGCUCUUUUUAUUACCUCACUAGUCUAAUAACUACACUCCAAGCGAGUCGCGUGUAUACAGUAUUAUUGAUAUUACUAUUAAUGCUAUUGUGUGAUUAUUUUCUAAAUGAUACAGCUUUGUCCAUUUCUCUUGAGUAUUUGCGGAUGCGCAUAGGCAGACAAGCCUGGUUGUAAGUUGUUUCUUCCUUAUUCGGUUUUAUUAAGUGCAAUGCGCAAUUUUUUGACUGAAUAUUUCAUGCCGUUACUUGAAGGUAAGUCAUGUAGAUUACAAAAGUAGAAGCUCAUCAAUAGAAAGAAGGAAUUUGUUUGAGGGGGGGGGGGUCGUCUGUUUGUCAAAAUCUCAUUUUCCUCGCGGGCUUCCUAUUUAUUUAUUUUUUUAUACGUUGCAUAAUCCUUCGUACUAGCAUUUAGCCUAUUUAUUAUUUAAUUACUUUUGUAUUGCACAUUAUUUAUCGUUUCUAUGCGAGUAUUUAUACGUGUGGGACAUUUUUGUAAGGUUGGACAGAUCGGUGCACUUGGAAGUGUUGGUAAAACAGGGUUUGGAAAAUGCUAUGACUCGCAGUGUAUUGUGGAAAAAGAGCAUUUCUAUUUGUAAAUCUGGUAUAAAUGGGACAUUUUAUAGCGUAUAAACACCUCUAUAUGUCCAUGGCUAAUCUUGUGUCAAAACUUAAGCAAAACGUAGACUAUCGAGAUAUCAAUUAUUAUACACACCAGCAUGUCAUUUUGUGUAGUCCAUUGCUAUAUUUCCUUUGUCUUUCAUUGUUAUUUCGUUCAGUUGGAUACCCAUAAAUUUAUGAAACCCUGACGAUAUUGAAAUGUUAUAUUUUAUUGUGUUUAACAUUUUGUAAAUAAAGUGCUCAAACUUG